Molecule: messenger RNA, 1365 nt
Organism: Aspergillus niger
Lineage: Eukaryota; Fungi; Ascomycota; Eurotiomycetes; Eurotiales; Aspergillaceae
Exons: 10
Coding region: 1-1365 (454 amino acids)
Biological process (GO): regulation of DNA-templated transcription
Molecular function (GO): histone acetyltransferase activity
Source: RefSeq, a predicted model, not a curated record
AUGCUGGCUGGCGAUCACCACGAAAGAAAAGGGAUCAAGCUUGACAGGAAUCUAGGCCGUCAGGAUAAGGGUCUGAACCCCGGGGGCGCGAUAAGGAGGGGGAACACAGGCUGGCAGGCGGCGUUCAGACAACAAGAUUCCGCAAGAGGAAGCCGACCAUCGUCAUACGAAGGCACAGGAAAGGAAGGGUUUGCGGAUGAGGAGAAAUCUAGUAGUAAUCAACCCAAUGACGGGAAGGAAUCCGCACGUAAGGUGAAAAAAGAAAUCCAGGACCUGCGACAAACCGCCGUCCCAAAUGGCAUCUCCGCAGAAACGCGGGGAAGAAAUAAGCCGCGAAUUGACGCCAUUCGUUCCUAUGACCCUGUGUCGCGCACCGAACCAUCCACCGACCGUAACGUCAAGCACGUCGUACUGGGUGACCUCCUUUUUCCAACAUGGUAUCAGUCUAUCUAUCCGGAAGAUCUCGUCAAUAAGGACACAGACAGGUUGUACGUCUGUCGUUGGUGCUUCCGCUACUCGUGCGACGUCCACGCCUACGCGCAACAUACGCGACUCUGCCAACACCGGAUAACACCUCCUGGAACGAAAGUCUACGAUCAUGGCGGAUACUCCGUGUGGGAGCUAGACGGUGAAAGUCACAAACUAUACGCGCAGAACCUUUCCUUGUUCGCCAAACUCUUCCUAGAUCAUAAGUCCGUCUUCUACGACGUCGUCUCCUUCCUCUACUACCUCCUCGUUUUCACCGACCCCAAUGACCCCGAGAAUUACUACGUCUUGGGGUUCUUCUCGAAAGAGAAGCUCUCCUGGGAUGCGAACAAUCUCGCAUGCAUCCUCGUCUUCCCGCCCUACCAACAUAAGCAGCUAGGGAAACUGUUGAUGGGCGUGAGUUAUAAGAUCAGUUCCUGGGAGAGCGAUAGUGGCCUCAUAGGCGGUCCGGAACGGCCGCUCAGUGAGAUGGGCCACAGGAGUUAUACUCGGUUCUGGCAGGAACGAAUAGCCAGACGCAAGUCUCCGAAGACGUCCAAACGAAAACAUACCCACGAGCUCAUGACAGUGCAGGACAUUGGUCUGGCGACAGGGAUGUUGCCCGAGGAUGUUGUCACCGCUCUUCAAGGCCUGGGAGCCGUUGAGCCUGCGACGCCAGCCAAAAAGCGCAGGACAAAGGAUUCAUCUGGCGAGGCUGGAUCGGGCGCAGACGAGGCCUUACUAAUUCGGAAGUCUAAGAUCCUUGAGUGGGCAAAGUCACAUCAUAUGGCGCUCCAAGACCCUGUUAGAGAUGAGGGGUUUCUUGGGAAAUGGGCCGCCGUUGAUUCCACUGAAGCGAGUGAUGUCGACAGUGAUGAUGUUGACGAAGAUGCUGGGUAG